Molecule: messenger RNA, 3242 nt
Organism: Cavia porcellus (domestic guinea pig)
Lineage: Eukaryota; Metazoa; Chordata; Mammalia; Rodentia; Caviidae
Gene: Pdzd4
Product: PDZ domain containing 4
Exons: 8
Coding region: 83-2398 (771 amino acids)
Molecular function (GO): protein binding
Source: RefSeq, a predicted model, not a curated record
CCCGGCCCGGGGCCCGAGGUCCCGCGCGCGGACCACUGACCGACGCGCCGUUCCCGCCCCCGCCUCCCCGUCGGCCAGCACCAUGGGAUGCAAUAUGUGCGUGGUUCAGAAACCGGAGGAGCAAUACAAAGUGAUGCUGCAGGUGAAUGGGAAGGAGCUCUCCAAGCUGUCUCAGGAGCAGACACUGGAGGCCCUUCGCACGUCCAAGGAGCCCCUGGUCAUCCAGGUGCUGAGACGCAGCCCCCGCCUGCGGGGGGACAGCUCUUGCCAUGACCUUCAGCUGGUGGACAGUGGCACUCAGACCGACAUCACCUUUGAGCACAUCAUGGCACUGGGCAAGCUGCGGCCGCCCACCCCACCCGCAGGCAUCCUGGAGCCGUACGUCCUGUCUGAGCUCACUCCCAUCAGCCAUGAGUAUUAUGACCCGGCGGAGUUUAUGGAGGGCAGCCCCCAGGAGGUAGACCGCAUGGACGAGCUGGAGUACGAGGAGGUGGAACUUUGUAAGAGCAGCCACCGGGACAAGCUGGGCCUGAUGGUGUGCUAUCGCACGGACGACGAAGAGGACCUGGGCAUCUAUGUUGGAGAGGUGAAUCCCAACAGCAUUGCAGCCAAAGAUGGCCGGAUCCGAGAAGGGGACCGCAUCAUCCAGAUUAAUGGCAUGGAUGUCCAGAACCGAGAAGAGGCGGUGGCAAUCCUGAGCCAGGAGGAGAACACUAACAUCUCCCUGCUGGUGGCGCGGCCUGAGAGCCAGCUGGCAAAGCGGUGGAAAGACAGUGACCGGGAUGACUUCCUGGAUGACUUUGGCUCUGGGAAUGAGGAAGACCUGUGUGCUCGGAAGCUGAAGGUGCCCCCUGCCCAGCAGCCGGGAAAUGAAGAGGACAAGGGGGCCCCGGAAGCAGGCCCAGGCCUGAGCAACAGCCAGGAGCUGGACAGCGGGGUGGGCCGGACCGACGAGAGCACACGCAACGAAGAGAGCUCGGAGCACGACCUUCUGGGUGAUGAGCCCCUCAGUGCCACCAACACCCCUGGGACCCUGCGCAAGUUCGGCUUGCAAGGGGAUUUGCACUUCAGCAUGGACUCGCUGUUGGCAGAGGGUGCAGGGCUGGGUGCGGGGGAUGUUCCUGGCCUCACCGAUGAGGAGUAUGAGCGUUACCGGGAGCUGUUAGAGAUCAAGUGCCACCUGGAGAACGGCAACCAGCUGGGCCUGCUCUUUGCUCGGGCCUCGGCAGCCAACAGUGCCCUGGACGUCAACCGCAAUGAGAGCCUGGGCCACGAGAUGGCCAUGCUGGAGGAGGAGCUGAGGCAUUUGGAGUUCAAGUGCCGCAACAUCCUGCGCGCGCAGAAGAUGCAGCAGCUGCGGGAGCGGUGCAUGAAGGCCUGGCUGCUGGAGGAGGAGAGCCUAUACGACCUGGCGGCCGGCGAGCCCAAGAAGCAUGAGCUGUCAGACAUCUCCGAGCUGCCUGAGAAGUCCGAUAAGGACAGCACCAGCGCCUACAACACGGGGGAGAGCUGCCGCAGCACCCCACUGCUUGCGGAGCCCCUGCCUGAGAGCCCUCUGAAGCGGGCUGUCACCACUGCUGCCGGCAACUCCAAUUUGAACCGCACCCUUCCCGGUGUCCCCAUCACUAGUCCCCCCAAGGCUACCACUGUGCCUGGCAGCCCUGCCAAGUUCCGGUCCCUCUCCCGGGACUCUGAGGCAGGCCGGAGGCAGCACGCGGAGGAACGCAUCCGCCGAGGCCCCAAGACCGGUGUGGCCGUGGAGCGGAUGGGUCCCGAAGGCAGCCCUUACCUGUCGCGCCGCCACCGUGGCCAGGGCCAGGAGGGUGAGCACUACCAUAGCUGUGUGCAGCUGGCCCCGCCACGCACCUUGGAGGAGCUGAGCCACGGUGCCCUAGGCCUGGCCGGCAGCCCCCGGGUGGGCAGCGUGGCGGCUGCGGCAGAGGCGCCCCGCAUGGAGUGGAAGGUGAAGGUGCGCAGUGACGGCACUCGCUAUGUGGCCAAGAGGCCCGUGCGCGACCGGCUGCUGAAGGCCCGGGCCCUGAAGAUCCGGGAGGAACGCAGCGGCAUGACCACCGAUGACGACGCGGUGAGCGAAAUGAAGAUGGGCCGCUACUGGAGCAAGGAGGAGCGCAAGCAGCACCUGAUUCGAGCACGCGAGCAGCGGAAGCGCCGCGAGUUCAUGAUGCAGAGCCGGCUGGAGUGCCUGCGCGAGCAGCAGAGCGGCGACAGCAAGCCCGAGCUCAACAUCAUCGCUCUGAGCCACCGCAAGACCAUGAAGAAGCGGAACAAGAAGAUCCUGGACAACUGGAUUACCAUCCAGGAGAUGCUGGCCCACGGUGCACGCUCUGCGGACGGCAAGCGGGUCUACAACCCCCUGCUGUCGGUCACCACUGUGUGAGCCACCCCGCUUCCCUUCCAGCCUGGCGUGCGUGCGCCGCGUCCCGCCCUCCUGCCUGUCCUGUGUGCGGGGAAGAGAAGAGACGCUCUUUUCGCAUGGCCUACUUCCUUCUCCCCAAGUAACACACCCAGGCGACAGCCAGCCUGGAGGGCUUGUGGGAGAGGCCGAGUCCCUGGGGGGAGGGGAGCCGGGGCGAGGAGGUGCCGAGGAAUGAGCACAAGAGAGCAUCCAGCUUCGCGUCCCACUUGGAGCCGGAGCUGCAGUGAUUCGUAGACAAAGGCACCCUGGUUUUUGUGGUUUUUCUCCCUUUCUGUGCUUGCCAAUAGUUGUUUUUCUGUUUCGUGGCCCUGCUGUGGGCGGGCACCUGGCGGAGGGGUAGAGGUGGAGCCCUGCUUGCUGGCAGGGAAGGAGUGGGGGGGAGUGGAGGGAGGGAGGGGGAGGGGGCGGGAGGAAUGGGAAGCAGCUGCCUGAGGACAGAGCCUGGACUCCUGGGGGCCGCCUACUUCCCCAGUGCACGAAGGAAAGCGAGACUGUGGGGACAGAGGGCCGGUGUCCAUCCGAGAAGUCACUGCCCCUGGGUCUGUGCCCAGGGCCAUCUGGGACUGGACCACUUAGAUGUGAGGGGGAUGAGAAGCCAAGCCCCAUGAGUGACAGUGAAAGCCCUCAGGCUGCUCAGCCUGGAGAGGAGUUGGUGGCAGGCAGGUGGGAGAAGCCCCAGCCUCUUCGGGUGUCGCGAUCUGCAACCAUGCUGCCUGCGCGGUGCCCUGUGCUUGGAGGCAGACAGCUGCCACACCCCCGUCCCACCUGCAUCUCAAUAAAGCAAGCUGCCUUUCUACUGACUGCA